AUGGCGCUCCGAUUGCGCAAGGAUGUGCAGAAAGCGUCCUACUACGUCUGGUUCCUGGGUGCCCAGGAAGCGAAAGCACUACGAGGUACCCGCAGCCUGCUGCCGAUGAUACCGCGCAUGGUGGAGAAAUCAAAGGAACAGGAACCGCUUAAGGUAACGCUGCAGGUUUCACACAAAGGACUGAAGAUUGUACAGGGUUCGGCCAAACACUUUAUCCCGCAUGGUGCGAUCACCUGCACGGUGCAGACGGAAGACAUUGUCGCCUGUACGCUGCUGCUGUACAAUCCCGCCACCAAAUGUCCGCUGCACGUUCACGCGUACCGGUGCGACUCGGAGCUAACCGCCCAGGCGCUGCACGAUCAGCUGCAGGUGCUGAUCAACAGACCGGAAAACCAGAAACGAUUCACCGAACUGGAAGCACGGCUCGGUUUGGCGGCACAGCUAACCGGCGGUUCGUGCGGUGUAAAUGGUGGUCAACCGGGUGGACCGGGUGCAAUUCCGAUCAUGGACGGUGGCCCAGGACGCAAGAGGAUGCCGCGCCGGUUCGAAUCACCCCGUCGCUUUCCGGACUCUUCGCAUGGCAGUGAUACGGGCACGGCCAGUACGCGGGAAUCGGAGUGUUCCGAGGAACAGCAACAUUCGCCGACUUCGGGGCCGGUCUCACCAUUGAUCAGCCAGUCCAAGCUGUACGAUUCGCUGGCGGCCGAACUGCGGGAGAAGCUCAGCGGCGGUGUGCCACUGCUGCUGCCCACAAAAGAACCGGACCACAAGAAGGAACCCGUGCACGGUUCUAAUGAUGCCGCAGCACGACGGUUCCGCAACGGUUGUCUGACCGGCUCGAUCACACCAUCGGCGGGUGUAAAUCAAAAGCAUGGCGUAUCAUCCCGUGGAUCUUCCGGCAUCGGCUCGGAUCUGGCCCCGAGCCCGGAACGACACGAUCCCCAAAGCUCAAGCGAGGACGAAUGGGUGAACGACCAAGAACCGACUCUGAACGGCAAUUCGCAUCACCAUUCUGGUGGCCGACCGGCCGAGCGCUAUCUGGACGAUCAGCCGGUGACACGCAUGAGCAAGUACCGUGACGCACCGCCGCCAACGACGUACCUGUACCCGAAUGUACGGGACGAGCCGAGCCGUGUACGGCAUCAGCGUUCGUCGAGCCGCGAGGAGGAUCGCAGUCUGCAGGGCUCGGUAAACUCGCGCGAGGAGGAAGUGAAACCGAUCAUCACCAACCACACACCUCGCUACCGGAAUGCGUACAAACCCGUGGACGGGUAUGGGUUGGAAGAGCGCAAGAAGAAAAUCACCAUCGAGGACAAGUACGUGGAUGAGCGUGACGGUGGUCGAAGAAGUGGCCGAUAUGGUGGAGCAGAUGACCGUGCGUUGGAACACCGUGGAGAGGUUGAGUUCGAGUACGGGAAGCCACAGCCGGAUGCGAGACGGUACUUUGAGGAGGAGUACGAGCGUGAUCGCUAUCGUGAGAAUCUGACCGAUCGGCAGAAGUACCGUGAGAUGCCCGCCGAAGGUGGUAAAUACCGUGGCAAGGAGUACGAUCGUCGAGCACCGGCUCAGGUGGCGUACGCGGAUCGUGCUGAUUAUCGCGAAUAUUCACCGGAACGUAUCCCACCGAUGGUGUCUGGACGUGGCAAGUACGCUGCCCAGGAUCAUUUCGGCGAACGGCAGGAUUUCAAGGUAGAGCGCGAAGGAUAUCACCGUUCGCCACCGGCACACAAGACCGAUCGGAUGAGGUACGCUCACGCGGAAGAUACGCACGACAGCGCUGAUAGGCGGCCGAUGUACCGGUCGGGCCCGGAAGAGGAAGGAUACCGCGAGGACAGACGCUACGCUGGUCACGAGGAAGCACCGAAACGCACCAGUUACAAGCUGGCGGAUAAGUACGAGGAACGCUGGCGCCAGGAGAUGUCUGCGGGUUACGGAGACGUUGAACCGUCGACCGGACGCCGUUAUCAUCGGGAGGAAUCGAAGCACGUGCAGCCACCACCACCACCACAGCCACCGGCGGACACGUGGAAACCGUUAGAACCGCGCAAGAAGUCCGUCGAGAUACGGACCAGCUCGCCGGAAUCGACCAUGCAUCGUAUCUCGCCGAAGGACCGGUUCCAGACGGCGAAGGAAAAGUUCCAGCAGAUGGAGCGCGAGCGUCACGAACAGGAGCGGCUCGAGCAGGAACGUUUGGAGCGUGAACGGCUGCUGCACAGCAAGCGGACGGUGGACCAUGCGCCUGCACCACGCCGUGGUUCGCUCGAGCCGGCGUCGGCGGUCAGUUCGCAUGAUAGCAAUGGUUGGAGUUCGGAAGAGGAACAGCUGCCCCCGCGAGGCCAUCCGCGCUCGAACGGCAGCUUGAGCGGGUCCGGUGUGAAUGGUUCGAUGGGUCCGGGAGGCUACCGGGAGCUAUCGCCGGAAGAGCGUUACCCGGGACUGGAUCGUGAUCCGGGACGCGACGUCGGACGACGCAUGAUGCCGGCCAAAAGUUUGACCAAUCUGGUGAAGGGCUAUCGGCACAGUUACGCAGAGCCACGGCCACCGCCAGUUUCGCGUAGCAGUGGCCGCGUUGGGUUGGCCGCAGUUAAUCCGUACUAA
Molecule: messenger RNA, 2598 nt
Organism: Anopheles marshallii
Lineage: Eukaryota; Metazoa; Arthropoda; Insecta; Diptera; Culicidae
Exons: 5
Coding region: 1-2598 (865 amino acids)
Source: RefSeq, a predicted model, not a curated record